UGUCUAGUAACGAGAAAAAGAUAUGCCUCUUGUAAAGCUACUAAUUCUCAUUUUGUUAGCCUCCCUUUAUCGUGAUGUGUUAUUCCAAGGAUACACUUCACGUUACAAUACCUCAGCUAUGCCCAUAACGAAGGAUGCCAAAACAUCUCUUCACACUUUAUUUAACUAUUCCCUCAUUGACCUCGAUGCCCCUUUCACUUGGCAAGAUUGUGUUAUACAUAACGGUCCUGUUGCUUGUGGGUUAGAAGAAGGGUGCAGGUUUCCGGUACAAUGUGACACAACUUUUUGCAAAGAAGCACACUCUUAUAACAACCCUAAAUGUCCUUCACUCAAUAUUACAUCCAAAUACGGUUGCAAAAUAUGUGCAUUCACCCCAUUGAAUCCCAUCUCAAAGUCUUGCAAGUUAUCACAACUAACCACCAUUUUGAUGACAUUUUGGGGAACUGAUGGUCACAGCCCUAGUUCAUCUGCUCAUUAUCCAAUAUAUGGCUUUGGGUCAGAGUUUGUAGUAUCAUGUGCACCUUCAUCCUUGUUGAAAUCACUUCCUGAAGGUGCCCAUAGUGUUGAAGCCUUUUCAUGGUCCACUUUAGCUUUACCACGUCAAGUUCAAAAUAUUAUUCCUAAUGUGGCAGAUAAAUUUGCACUUUGUCUAUCAAGCUCCUCAAAGGCUCCUGGGGUGACAUUUUUAGGUGAAGGGCCUUUUUAUUUUACCUCUUUUCCAAAUCUUGAUCUUAGAAGCAUUCUUUCUUACACUCCAAUGAUAAGAAAGCAUAACACAUCCCUUGGGUAUUAUAUUAGAAUCAAUAGGAUUUCAAUCAAUGGGAUUUCGAUUCCUUUACAAUCACUAAAAAGUGGUUCUGUGAAGCUUAGUACCGUCGUCCCAUACACCAAACUCAGAAGUGAUAUUUAUAAAGCACUUGUUUAUAGUUUUGCAAUGGCUACAAAGAGCAUUCCUAGAAUGAAAUCCGUUCAACCCUUUAGUUUUUGUCUAAAAUCUAGUGCUGUCGGGUCUGUUGAGAAAGGUUUUCGUGUUCCUAAGAUUGGGCUUGAAACGGAAAGUGGGAAAAUAUGGACAAUUUCUGGUGACAACUCGAUGAAGCGCGUUGGGAAUGGCACCGUGUGUCUUGCAUUUAUCGAUGGCGGUUUGAAAAUGAAAGAUGUCAUUGUAAUUGGGAUGUAUCAGAUGGAGAACAAUUUCUUGUUCUUCGAUUUGGGGAAUCAAAAGUUGGGGUUCAGCUCUUCCUUAUUAGCUCGAGGAACCUCUUGUAGCAGCUUCAACUUCACCUAUGUUCCAGAAUAUUGAGUUGAUAUCUAAAAUGCUAUUUGAAGUAAUAGAAUAAAGAAGACAUGUUACCUUAUGCUUUGAGUUUCGUAGCUAAUUAGUUUAUAUUUAAU
Messenger RNA from Helianthus annuus (common sunflower), 1395 nucleotides. Its product is annotated as chitinase CLP-like. Bases 23 to 1303 code for a protein of 426 amino acids. Gene Ontology annotation, biological process: proteolysis. The transcript has a single exon. NCBI's taxonomy places the organism in Eukaryota, Viridiplantae, Streptophyta, Magnoliopsida, Asterales, Asteraceae. The record is from RefSeq and is a predicted model, not a curated record. Gene Ontology annotation, molecular function: aspartic-type endopeptidase activity.